AAAACAAAAAGGAUAUUUGAAAUUACAUAAUACUCUCUUUGGGCCCAGCGGUGACGGUGGGGGCGGGCGACGCUCGAAGGAAGGGGACCCAGCGGUUCAGACUUCAGAUUCUCCUAAUUCCCAAACCCUUGCCGCUGCCGCCGCAGAUGGAAGUCUGCGACGAGCUGCGGUCAUUUGAGGCCACAGGCGUCUACCGCCUCAAUGGCACCUGCACCAGCGCCGGAGCCACUUACCUCGACCCGGUCCGCCUCCUCAACGCGUCCUACCAGCGCUUCCGCAUCGUCCCUUCUGCGUACUACUCCCGAAGCUUCGGCCCCCAGCAUCAGGAAGGCGAGCCAGAGAUCGAGCGGCCCGAGAAAAGGAGGAAACGCAAGCGUAAUCAGAAGCCGAAGCCCAGGGAGCUCAAUCCAAUGGAACGGAUCGCUGAAGCCCGGCACCAGGAAGCGAAGCCUUUACUAUUGAACGCACAUGAAUCACUCGUUAAGGCUAAACAUCUACUGGAGUACAUUUCCAAGACAAUCAAAGGCAAUGAGCACACACUUGAUGCGGGUAGUGGUUCUGAGAAUAAUUUCGUUGAGCUUGGGACCUCAUGGCGAGCACCUUUCUAUGAGAUCACUAUUUGCUUCCGGAACCCCCAUGUUCUGGGCAAUGAGGAAGGUUUCUUUCAUGCCCAAAAGACAUCAUUUCCUCUAUUUAAUAGCUUAAUCAGUGUUGAAGGGACUGACGAAGCUGAAGGAGAAUUCCGUAAUAGGCGUUAUAUUUUACCAAGAGGAAGUUGCUUCUUGAUGGCUGAUUUCAAACGAGUUAGAGAUCUCAUUCCUUGUAGUCCAAAUCAAGGGUAUAAUCUUAUAGUUGUUGACCCACCAUGGGAGAAUGGAUGUGUUCGGCAGAAAGAAGUGUAUCCUACACUUCCCAACAAAAAUUUCUUAUAUCUUCCAGUGCAACAACUUGCCCAUCCAACCGGAGCGCUUCUUGUUUUGUGGAUUACAAAUAGGGAGAAACUGCGGGCAUUUGUUGAGAAAAAACUGCUUCCUUCUUGGGGAGUGGAAGAUUCCACCGUGUUUUAUUGGCUUAAGGUGAAACCUGAUGGCUCUCUAAUUGGUGAUUUAGACUUGUUCCAUCACAGGCCCUAUGAGUGCCUCCUCCUUGGCUACAUAAAUGUUAAUGCAAAUGCUAAGAAAGGGUCAAAUUUCAAGUUGUUAGAAAGAAGCCAAGUAAUCAUGAGUGUCCCUGGUGCUCACUCAAGGAAACCUCCCCUUGAGAAAUUACUUUCAGAAUAUAUUCCAGGUCCUAAACCUUCAAGAUGCAUCGAGCUUUUCGCCAGAGAGUUGUUUCCCAGAUGGACCUCUUGGGGAAAUGAGCCGCUUCAUUUCCAGGAUACCAUGUACUUCUCGGAGAAAUAGUUCGAUAGCCAAGAGCAGGAUAUAAGUAUGUGGAUUCUGAUGCAACUGCCACGUGCCACCUAAGGCAAGUGGUUUUGCAAUAGCAUUGUACCUUGUGUUUUUCGGACAGGCCUUUCUUCAGGUGAUGAAAACGCCCCAUCUCCAGACGAGUUUGCCGUCUGCUAUUGCUGAGUGCUGACCUACUGUGUGACUUCUCGCUUCCCAGCACUUGAUUGGUAUCAAGUCCUUUUUUUGGCCAAAAGCUGGAGGUUUGGCGAAUCCUAUUUAUAGGGUGACCUGUGGGGCAGACAUCUCAUAUUAUUUCUUGCACUACGCAGUUCCCUGCAUUGCAGUGUUCAGUGUGCUUCUGGGAAUCUCAAUCAAGUUGUAACGGGCAGUCAGAGAGAUGGAAAGAAUUUGUACACAGCUAGAUUCGUUGGGCUCAUCUGCAUCCUGGUUACUUUCCCUAGAACAAUUCGGAAAGUUCCUGUAAAGUUAGGACAGAGGUUUCCAUUUCCCUGAGCGGCUGAGCAGAACUGGUUCGAAGACAAUGGAUGCAGGCCGUAUCCAGUGCCGAUUCUUUUGGUGAUACCACAUUCUUCCGUUAUGUGUC
This is a messenger RNA of Zea mays, 1995 nucleotides long. RefSeq lists its product as uncharacterized. The transcript has 10 exons. Gene Ontology annotation, cellular component: nucleus. Gene Ontology annotation, biological process: methylation. NCBI's taxonomy places the organism in Eukaryota, Viridiplantae, Streptophyta, Magnoliopsida, Poales, Poaceae. The record is from RefSeq and is a predicted model, not a curated record. Bases 147 to 1403 code for a protein of 418 amino acids. Gene Ontology annotation, molecular function: nucleic acid binding; methyltransferase activity.